GUUCACCAUCUACAGACAUCACUCAGCUGUGAGUUGUUUUAAAGACAAGCUGUUCUUAGCAAUUUCAAUUUGUUCAUUUUCCCAAAUUAAGUUCAAUACAUACGAAAUGCGCUUGGUAAUUAUUUCGAUUGUUUUUGGAGUGUUGUGUGUUCUUAAAACGCUGGCAGAAUCUCCCCAAAACGAGAAAGAGCGUUUGUUUGUAGCCAGCACGGGUAUAAGUUUCACUACCUUUACUCUGAUAAAAACCACUACAACUUUAACUUCAACCACGACCAUGACUACGACCUGUACAACAUCAACUGCCGCUUUAGCUACUUGCACAACUGGACGUCGACGUCGGGGUCUCUUUUUCGAUGAAAAAGAAGUAAAUAGUCGUCACCGACGUGCUGGGCUCUUCUACAACGACAAUGAAGUUGAAAACAAAGAUGGUUCGGUUUUCCUUCCUUCCGAUAAAAACCCAACAGAAGAAAUUGUCAGUACCCGUGCCGAAAAUACGUCAAUCAUUCCUUUAGAUAUUGAGGCUGGUUUUUCUGUUCCUCAAGGAACUCCCAAUCGUUUUUUGUUGGCAUUUGGAACUUCAACUUUCACCAGCAUUGUUAUAUCUACUUCAACUUUCAGUCUAACUGCCAUUUGCUUAAGUACAACCGGAUUCCCUCUUUGCGGAGGAGCAGGAAAAUAAAAAUGAAGAAAAAUAAUUAAAUAAUGGCGAACUCAUACUCUGUCUUAAUUGAAGAUUUCUCCUAAUAGAGAAAGCUACCUAUCAUAGGAAAUUGUUGAUUAUUUACAAUUUGUAUUUCCUUAUUUCUGGAAUAAACAUGUAAGCAAUAA
This is a messenger RNA of Daphnia pulicaria, 828 nucleotides long. RefSeq lists its product as uncharacterized. Bases 107 to 679 code for a protein of 190 amino acids. Lineage: Eukaryota; Metazoa; Arthropoda; Branchiopoda; Diplostraca; Daphniidae. The transcript is spliced from 2 exons. The record is from RefSeq and is a predicted model, not a curated record.